CAAAAUUCAGAGGAGCAGUGAGAAGAAGGUCCUCCAGCAGUCUAGCGUGGCCAAAGCUGCGCAUGCGCGGCGCCUCUUCCCGUUCCCAGAGGCUUCAGCGAUGGGUGGCGAGGAGGAAUUCGGCCCCUCGGCCCUGGGGACCAAGGAACAUUGGGAUGCAGCGUAUGAACAAGAACUGAAAAUUUUUAAAGAAAGUGGUGAUGCUGGUGAGAUCUGGUUUGGCGAAGAGAGCAUGAAUCGUUUAAUUAGAUGGCUAGAGAAACAAAAGAUACCCCUGGGCUGCUCUGUGCUUGACAUUGGAACGGGAAAUGGAGUUUUACUGGUUGAAUUGGCCAAAUCCGGUUAUACCAAUCUUACAGGAAUUGAUUACUGUCCCUCUGCGGUUCAACUUUCAAAAAGCAUAAUGGAAAAGGAAGGACUGCCACAUGUUAAGUUGCAGGUUGAAGACAUCUUAAAUCCCUCAGAUGAACUAUCAGGUUUUCAGGUUUGCAUUGACAAAGGAACUUUUGAUGCCAUCAGCCUAAAUCCAGACAACGCAGCUGAGAAAAGGAAGCAAUACGUGAAAUCCCUACACAAAGUGCUGAGACCAGGAGGCUUUUUCCUCAUAACUUCUUGUAACUGGACCAGAGAGGAACUAAGUAAUGAAUUCAAAGAAGGAUUUCUUUUUCUGGAAGAGUUGCCAACACCCACAUUCUGCUUUGGAGGAAGAACUGGAAGCAGUGUAACUGCUUUGGUUUUUCAACAUAGAACAUAAGAGUUUAUAUUUUGGAUGUGAGUUUUAUACGGAAGAUCCUGAAUUCUGAAUUUCAUGGACAAAUGAAAAACAGCAGGACUAUAACUUGGAAGAAGUGCUGUGAAAUUUACAGAUACACAAAUGUUUGUUUUAUUUAUUUGAAGCAAUCAUUUCAAGAUUAUUGAAUGGAUGUACCUUAAUUUUUAAGGAAUAAAAAUUAUCUUUUGUGUAAAUAUUUUCUUAUGAUAAGUAGUGCACAGUUCAACAAUAAGACGUGAAUAAAAUUGUCACAUUUCAUGGCAAGUAGCCAUUGUAUUUAUUAAAAGUGGCGGAAGUUAAUUUGUUAUGCUCUUCGGAGUAUAACAAAUGGUUUGAUAAAGCUUCUUGGAUGAAUAAAACAUAUUUAAUCAUUACCUUUUGGUCAUUGCAUGCUGAAAUCUAAGGGAGGAAAAAAGAUCUGUUCCCUUUGAGCUACGAUAUGUUGGUGAUUAAAACAGGGUGAUCUGGUCCACAUUUUAAUAGCUUAUAAUGGGAUGAGAGAACUGCAUUUUGUGAUGCUUGCUCCUUUUUUUGGCAAAAUGCUUUCUUGUAUCCUCUAGGGAGCAAAGGGCAGUUUUGCCAUGCUAACCCAUUGAACUGUUUUAAAUGCCUUUGUUUUUCAAAAUAAGUACCAUAUAUACUCAAGUAUCAGCUACAUUUUUCAGCCCCUUUUAAGGGCUGAAAAAGACCCCCUUGGCUUAUACUCGAGUGAGGGUCCUGGUCUUGAGUCAGCUUAUAGUCAAGUAUAUAGGUAAUCAGAGUUGGACAGUCUUAUCUUAUUAAAGUUUUAUUAUCUUAAAUUAAAGUUUUAUGUAAAUAUUCAAAAACAUUUAACUUACUGGUGCCUCAAUUAAUGUAAUUUUAUUGGUGUCUAUUUUUAUUUUUGAAAUUUACCAGUAGCUGCUGCAUUUCCCACCCUCGUCUUAUACUUGAAUCAAUAAGUUUUCCCAGUUUUUUGUGGUAAAAUUAGGUGCCUCAGCUUAUGUUCGUAUUGGGUUAUAUUCGAGUAUAUACAGUAAUUUUGCCUGGCUUGAAAACAACUCAGUGCUGGGGAAUGUAAGGCUUUUGGGGAUGUGGUAAGACCUUGGGCAGCAGCCUACCCCUAUUCUAUAAGGAUGAAAUUGAGGGUAUGGAAGAACAAAAUUAUUUCUGAGUAAACAGAAUGUUCCAUUUUUAAACUGUUAAUUCAUCACUACCUUUAAUUCAUAUUGGAACAGCAUGAACAAUUCACCUUUACACUUUAUUUCAAAAUUUACUUUAUACUUUCUUCAGCAUAUUGACUGUAGUUUGUACAGCUUGGCAUGUAGCUUAAAAUAUUAAACGUGUACAGUAAUCAGUUCUAGAUAGGUCUUUCUUACUACACUACUUCUUAUAUCAGCAAACUAAUUAGGAAACUUAAUUUUUGUAGUGAUGGAUCAAUGCUAAAAUGUGCUUUUCUCGGAAAUUGCACAAUUCUGAUUUUAAUUACAUAAAAUAAAUGAGAAAAUCUAUCCAAGCAUGAUAGUCCUGGAAGGCUUAUUAAUUCUAUUAAUAAUUUCCCACCAGUUCUUUAUUUCUGAGAAUAAUAUAAUUUGCCUCAAGGAAAUUGAACCGUUUCUUCCUCCUUUAGGUCCAAACAUGUACAGACAUUUUCAAAUAACAAUAAAUAUGAUAUUUUCGUCAUCCAAGAAGCUCUAGCAGGCAAUCUGUCAUAUUUCUACAGAAGAGCUAUUUCAGUUUUUCCUCUAAGUGAUGUUUAAUGAUGAAUUUAAACUUCAGAUGGAAUAGAUGAAUCAUUUAGUGAAUGGGAUAAAAUCUUAUUCCAUCUUCUAUUCUCCUUUUGCAUUUUUUUGCUGUCCACCACCCAGAUCUUACUGUAUAAAGCCUACCGCAGGGGAUCCUAUGUAAUCCCACUGCUAUUUUCUUUGAUAAUUCUUCAUGUUCUUCAUUACAAAUGGUCCAUAGGGCAUAACUUAGUUCCCUAAGCAGUUUUAUCUAGUCUGUGCUCUCUACCUUCCAGUUGUAUAGGAAGUAAACAAUGAGUGUUCUGUAUACAUUUAAUUGUAUCCUAUGCAUACUUUUGAAAGAGAAAAGUAAAGAACCAUUUCCGAUUUA
Messenger RNA from Anolis carolinensis (green anole), 2866 nucleotides. RefSeq names its product EEF1A lysine methyltransferase 2 (gene eef1akmt2). Lineage: Eukaryota; Metazoa; Chordata; Lepidosauria; Squamata; Anolidae. Gene Ontology annotation, cellular component: cytoplasm. The record is from RefSeq and is a predicted model, not a curated record. Bases 101 to 754 code for a protein of 217 amino acids. Gene Ontology annotation, molecular function: protein-lysine N-methyltransferase activity. The transcript has 6 exons.